AUGUCUCGCCAAUCCUGCGCUCUGGGGAAGAGCUUCGGCUCCAGCUCCGUCUGUUUCGGGGGCAAGACCAAGGUCGCCUUCGGCGGCCGGGGGUCGUGCCGGGGGUCCGGCUUCGGCAGCAGGAGCGUUUACAGCCUGGGGGGGAGCAAAAGCGGCGCCCUGGGGGGGCUCGGGGGGGCCGCCGGGCUCUGCAGGGGCUUCGGGGGCGGCCAAGGGGGCUUCGGGGGCGGCGCGGGGUUCGGGGGGGGCUUCGGCGGGGGGAGCUUCCCCGGCGGCUUCGGGGGCUUCGGGGGGGGCUUCGAGGCGGGGCUGGGGGGCCAAGGCUUCCCCACGUGCCCCCCCGGCGGCAUCAGGGAGGUGACCAUCAACCAGAGCCUCCUGGCCCCCCUGAACCUGGAGAUCGACCCCGAGAUCCAGCGGGUGCGGGCGCAGGAGAGGGAGGAGAUGAAGCAGCUCAACGACAAGUUCGCCUCCUUCAUCGACAAGGUGCGAUUCCUGGAGCAGCAGAACCGAGUCCUGGAGACCAAGUGGAAGCUGCUGCAGGAGCAGGGGGGGGUCGGCCCGGGGGGCAGGAGCCUGGAGCCCCUGUUUGAGGCCUUCGUCAGCGCUCUCCGCAGGCAGCUCGACUCCCUCUCCGGGGAGAAGCUCCAGCUGCAAUCGGAGCUCAAGAGCUCCCAGGACACGGUCGAGGAGUUCAAGACCAAGUACGAGGAGGAGAUCAACAAACGCACGGCGGACGAGAACGACUUCGUGUCCUCAAGAAGGUCCAGGCCUUAUGACGUGGACGGGGCCUACAUGGUCAAGGUGGAGCCAGGCAAAGUGGAUUCCCUGCUGGAAGAGAUCAACUUCCUCAAGUGCCUGUACGAGGCGGAGCUGUCCCAGAUGCAGAAGACGGUGUCGGACACCUCGGUGGUGCUUUCCAUGGACAACAACCGGGAGGACCUGGACAGCAUCAUCGCCGAGGUGAAGGCGCAGUACGAGGACAUCGCCAACCGCAGCCGCGCAGGCCGAGGCUGGUACCGGGGCAAGUACGAGGAGCUGCAGGUGAGCGCCGGCAAACACGGGGACAGCCUGAGGGACACCAAGGCCGAGAUCUCGGAGCUCAACCGGAUGGUCCAGAGGAUCCGCGCCGAGAUCGACAGCGUGAAGAAGCAGUGCGAGACCCUCCAGACGAGCAUCGCGGACGCGGAGCAGCGCGGGGGGGCCCUGAAGGACGCCCAGGCCAAACUGGCCGAGCUGGAGAGCGCCCUGCAGAAGGCCAAGGCCGACCUGGCCCGGCAGCUCCGGGAGCACCAGGAGCUCAUGAACGUCAAACUGGCCCUGGACGUGGAGAUCGCGACCUACAGGAAGCUGCUGGAAGGGGAGGAGUGCAGGAUGUCUGGGGAAUGCCAGAGCUCCGUCAGCAUCUCCGUGGUGGGCGGCAGCAGCUCCGUGGGAGGCGGAUACGGCGGCGGGAUGUGCCUCGGAGGAGGAGGAAUCGGAUUCGGGAGCGGCAAAGGCGGCUGCUCCGCGGGCGGAGCCGGGCUCUGCUUCAGCCUGGGAGGGGGAGGAUUGGGAGCCGGGAGCGGAUUCGGCUCCGCGGGGUCCGGGUUUGGCUCCGUGGGCGGGGGCUCCAGCGGUGGUGGUGGGGUCCGGCACCCUCCUGAAGAACAGCGGCUCUCCCGGCCGGAGGGUGUAGGGACGGGAUCCCUCCCCCGGCCCCAUUCCCAGCACCCGCGGAGAAAGGACGGGAAUUCCACCGAGAGCCCCAGAGCAUCCCGAGUCCUUUGGAACCAUCCCUGGGACCGGGGGGGGGAGGAAAACACGGCCAGACCCACCGCUGAGGAUGGAGAUUCCCAAAAACAUGGACAGACUCACCUGCUGAGGAUGGAGAUUCCCAAAAACACGACCAGACCCACCUGCUGA
Chiroxiphia lanceolata (lance-tailed manakin) is the source of this 1905-nucleotide messenger RNA. Its product is annotated as keratin, type II cytoskeletal 4-like. The record is from RefSeq and is a predicted model, not a curated record. NCBI's taxonomy places the organism in Eukaryota, Metazoa, Chordata, Aves, Passeriformes, Pipridae. Gene Ontology annotation, biological process: keratinization; intermediate filament organization. Gene Ontology annotation, molecular function: structural constituent of skin epidermis. Gene Ontology annotation, cellular component: keratin filament.